This is a messenger RNA of Paramacrobiotus metropolitanus, 1714 nucleotides long. RefSeq names its product RIB43A-like with coiled-coils protein 2. NCBI's taxonomy places the organism in Eukaryota, Metazoa, Tardigrada, Eutardigrada, Parachela, Macrobiotidae. The record is from RefSeq and is a predicted model, not a curated record. The coding region runs from base 362 to 1468 and encodes 368 amino acids. The transcript has 5 exons.
UAACUUGUUGUGCUGAGAACUACUUUGCCAAAAUAGCAACACUUACUUUAUAGAAAUGAUCAUGAUAAUUUUUAAAGUACUCGUACAGUCGUACUGUAGGCAGGCGUACUAAUUUUGUGUAUUGUACAUUUUUAACUAUGGUAUUGUAUCACAAUGCGUCAGUGUAAAGUUGCUCAUAUGCCUGCAAACUACCUGCAUUACUGACCUUUGUCGAACACGAACUGCUCCACGAUAGUGAUCAGCCGUUUGUCAGAACCCGUUUGUCAACUGUACUGUACAGCGUUCAUCAGCGGGCUUGCAAAGUUCCUGAUUUCGAUUCAAACAUUAAUUUUCAUACAACGGCACUAAAAACAACAAAGCUAUGGCGCUUACAAGACCACCUACACAACAGGAGCUGAAAUGGGAAACCAUGAGGCGUAACUUCGAAGCUAGAAGGAGUCGUAUUCUACACUCUGAUCCUAGAAUUGCUAAUAUCACGAUUAAAAAGGAAGAUAUUGAUGCACAAAUGAUGCAGCACCAGCGACGCAUGGACACGGAUCGGCAAGAGGCACUGUCCUUACAAAGUUAUCUGCAGCAACUAGAUCAGCUUCAUUACGCCGAAAUGUACCGUGCUCGACAAGCAGAACGGAGUGAAAGGUCAGCCUUGACAAAUUACCGACAAAGCCAGCAAAAACAGGAAAGCAGACUGGUGUUGGAAAAGCACGCCUCACCGCAACCAUACCAUCACAAAGAUACGUCUGUACAAGGCCCUUCCGCUAUGAUCAAUUUUGAUGGAUUUCGGUAUAUGGAUCCGCAUAUUCCUUUAGCGAAAAAAAAACUGCAGCGUUCGAUGCUUGAUGAGCAAGUGCGGCAGCAGGCAAAUGAGAGGGAAAAGGCUAACGAUUUAGAAAGCCUUUUGGAACGGAAAGAAAUACAGCUUGGAAGGACGGCUGAUAAUAGCCAAAGGCGGCUGCUAAAGCUGCAUAAGAAAGACGAAAUUAGUACCUUUCAACAAAACUUGCAACAGUCCCAAGAAGAUAAGAUUUUGCGAAGAGCUAAAAGGGACGAAGAGUGGAAGCGCGAUGAGGAAGAAAUCAGCUUCUGGACGCACGGAUCAUUCUUGAAUGAGCAGCCCAAAAAGUUCGAUAAAUUCAGGCGAACGGACUGGCGCGGAGAAACAAAAGAGCAGCUGCAACAAAUGUAUUCCGAUGUUCAGUACCAACAGGAUGUCAAGCGACAACAAAAGGCUAAAGAAUCCCGAAAUGAACUGGAUCGGGUACAAUUUGUAAAAGAGCAGGAGCGAUUUGCGAAAUUUAGCGACCACGAAGCUCUGAAAAACAAAGGGCGCGUGGAUCAGCAACUUAACCAGGACAAUAUCCUUAAAGGCUUGGAAGAUCGCGCUAGGAAUGAACAUUUCAGAAAGAAUAUUUAUGGCUUCAACCAACCCAGCGAACACUUUUGGGAUCAGUUUGGCAGAUCUGGACGCUAACAAGAUUAAAGUUACAGUUCCCAUUUGCAUUUGAUCAGAUCAGUUUUAAGAAACGUGGUCGCCCAGAAUUAAUUUCGUCUAGUGUAAGUAAUCAGGCCAUUUUCCACUAUGAACGUUCUCUUUGUGUUACGCAGCGCUACUUUAUAAAAACAUACAAAUUAAAGCUAUCGGCGAAUCACGCAAUGCAUAAACCGUUUGUUCAUGUGACACUGACGCGUACGUGAGAGUGCAAUCUCACUACAUCGC